Molecule: messenger RNA, 324 nt
Organism: Calidris pugnax (ruff)
Lineage: Eukaryota; Metazoa; Chordata; Aves; Charadriiformes; Scolopacidae
Product: syntaxin-1B-like
Exons: 3
Coding region: 16-324 (102 amino acids)
Biological process (GO): vesicle fusion; intracellular protein transport; exocytic insertion of neurotransmitter receptor to postsynaptic membrane
Cellular component (GO): endomembrane system; SNARE complex; plasma membrane
Molecular function (GO): SNARE binding; SNAP receptor activity
Source: RefSeq, a predicted model, not a curated record
GGGUUGACCUCCAUCAUGGAGGUGUCCACCCCGGGGGUGACGUUGUCCCCUCCCGCAGCCAUCGAGCAGAGCAUCGAGCAGGAGGAAGGUCUGAACCGCUCCUCGGCCGACUUACGCAUCCGGAAAACGCAGCACUCCACGCUGUCCCGCAAGUUCGUGGAGGUGAUGACCGAGUACAACGCCACCCAGUCCAAGUACCGCGACCGCUGCAAGGACCGCAUCCAGAGGCAGCUGGAGAUCACCGGCCGGACCACCACCAACGAGGAGCUGGAGGACAUGCUGGAGAGCGGGAAGUUGGCCAUCUUCACCGAUGACGUAGGUUGA